This is a messenger RNA of Ochotona princeps (American pika), 2508 nucleotides long. RefSeq names its product RNA binding motif protein 46 (gene RBM46). Bases 175 to 1632 code for a protein of 485 amino acids. Gene Ontology annotation, cellular component: nucleus. The record is from RefSeq and is a predicted model, not a curated record. NCBI's taxonomy places the organism in Eukaryota, Metazoa, Chordata, Mammalia, Lagomorpha, Ochotonidae. Gene Ontology annotation, molecular function: mRNA binding. The transcript is spliced from 6 exons.
GGCCCGACGCGCGAGGACGGACGGCCGGCCGCGAGCUCCCGCCUGUGGGCUCCCCGCCCCCCACCCGCCCUGACCCACUGGUCCCCCGAAACGGCGGCGGCGGCGGCCGUUUGUGGUCGUUGGUCCCCAGGCUUUAGGACCAACCUCGGAAGACCCGAAAGGGGAACUGCAACCAUGAACGAAGAAAAUACCGAUGGAACAAACGGAUGUAGUAAAGUUCGAACUGGUACUCAGAACGAAGCAGCGCUGCUGGAGCUGAUGGAAAAGACUGGGUACAACAUGGUCCAAGAAAACGGGCAGAGGAAAUUCGGUGGGCCUCCUCCAGGUUGGGAAGGUCCACCUCCACCUAGAGGCUGUGAAGUUUUUGUAGGAAAAAUACCUCGUGACAUGUAUGAAGAUGAAUUGGUUCCUGUAUUUGAGAGAGCUGGGAAGAUAUAUGAAUUUAGACUUAUGAUGGAAUUUAGUGGUGAAAAUCGAGGUUAUGCUUUUGUGAUGUACACUACAAAAGAAGAAGCCCAGUUAGCCAUUAGAAUUCUUAAUAAUUAUGAAAUCCGACCGGGGAAGUUUAUUGGUGUGUGUGUAAGUUUGGAUAAUUGCAGAUUAUUUAUUGGAGCUAUUCCCAAGGAAAAGAAAAAAGAAGAAAUUUUGGAUGAAAUGAAGAAAGUUACAGAAGGAGUUGUAGAUGUCAUUGUCUAUCCAAGUGCAACUGAUAAGACCAAAAAUCGUGGUUUUGCAUUUGUUGAAUAUGAGUCUCACAGAGCGGCUGCUAUGGCUCGAAGAAAACUGAUUCCAGGAACAUUCCAGCUGUGGGGCCACACCGUUCAGGUGGACUGGGCUGACCCAGAGAAAGAGGUUGAUGAGGAGACCAUGCAGAGAGUCAAAGUUCUUUAUGUAAGAAAUUUAAUGAUCUCAACUACAGAAGAAACAAUUAAAGCGGAAUUCAAUAAAUUCAAGCCUGGUGCCGUUGAGCGAGUUAAGAAGCUCAGAGAUUAUGCGUUUGUUCAUUUUUUCAAUCGAGAAGAUGCUGUGGCCGCCAUGUCCGUUAUGAAUGGGAAAUGCAUCGAUGGGGCAAGUAUCGAGGUGACCCUGGCAAAACCAGUGAAUAAGGAGAACACUUGGAGACAACAUCUGAAUGGUCAGAUUAGCCCCAAUUCCGAAAACCUGAUUGUGUUUGCCAACAAAGAAGAGAGCCACCCCAAAACUCUAGGCAAGCCGCCAGCUCUUCCUGCCCGUCUCAACGGGCAGCACAGCCCGAGCCCCCCAGAAAUGGAAAGGUGCACUUACCCUUUUUUUCCCGGAACAAAGCUGACCCCAAUUAGUAUGUAUUCUUUAAAAUCCAAUCAUUUCAAUUCUGCAGUAAUGCAUUUGGAUUAUUACUGCAACAAAAAUAAUUGGGCACCUCCAGAAUAUUAUUUAUAUUCAACAACAAGUCAAGAUGGGAAAGUACUCUUGGUUUAUAAAAUAGUUAUUCCUACUAUUGCAAAUGGAUCCCAGAGUUACUUCAUGCCGGACAAACUGUGCACUACGUUAGAAGAUGCCAAGGAACUGGCAGCCCAGUUUACACUCCUUCAUUUGGACAGGGAACAGAGUCUCUUCAGCCUGGACCUGUGUAGAAGGAUUUGGAGAAAAUAAACAGGUCCUUUCUGAUGUUGCUUGAGCUUAUUCUGCCGUUGGUCUCAUUCCUGUUGGCUAAAUGUUAGGUCCAUGACAACAUUAAGUUACUGCUCAGGUGUUUUAGGCCUCACUUACAGAAGAAAGAAAAUCAAACCAAACUUCAACUGUAGAUUAGAUGACCUAAUUUCUUUUCUUCUAUCCCCAGAAGCGCUAAAACUUAAUCAUUUAAUACUCAUUAUUAUAUUCUUCGCUUAUUCUACAUCAGAGAAACAUAGUUGAGUUUUUGGAAAGUGUAGGAUUUUCAGAUUUGGUCUUUACACACUGACAUGUAUCUCAAAUUCCAAUUAAUGAAGCAGAAAAUUAUUGCUGCAUUAGAUGAAUGUUUGUUGUGAAAUAGUAAUAUCUGAAAUACAAUUUUUAAAGUAAUUUGGUAUAAUUGUUGGAUAUUUCUCUAUGCUAUAAGUUGAUAAUGGUUUCUUGAAGUUCAUUUUAUGGAGAUGAUACAUUUUACUGUUUUGUGAUAUCAAUAGGAAUCUAAUGUUAACUUGAUAUUUUGAGCUACAUCUUUGCUUAUGUUAGUAUUUAAAUAAUGAAAUAUUAGGCAGUUAGUUUACACCAAAUGUUUUCUGCAGUCCAGGGGCAAAUGUUUUUGCUGGUUUAAUGUCUAACAUUUUCAAAACAGAAAGAAGCAAAUAUGAAUUCGCUGAUUUUUGCCACUUCUUCAUGGACUACCCCUUAGUGUCAGUACCAAAUUUAAAGAAAGCAGCUUCUUUGAGGAGCAGGAGUGAUCAGCGGUUCUUUUUCUGUAAUCAAAAUAAUAGAUCAGAAUUCACUAGUGAGAUCGCUAAGCAGUACACACGGGAAGGAAGCAUAACACUGACUAAACUCUCAGAA